Molecule: messenger RNA, 596 nt
Organism: Lycium ferocissimum
Lineage: Eukaryota; Viridiplantae; Streptophyta; Magnoliopsida; Solanales; Solanaceae
Exons: 1
Coding region: 156-563 (135 amino acids)
Source: RefSeq, a predicted model, not a curated record
GAAUUUUAUUGAGCCUAUUUAAGGCCUUCACUUCUUAAGCUUUUUAGCCAUAAAGUUAUCUUCUAACCAUAUGCAAUAUCCAAAUAGAUAGCAUUUUCUCUCUUCUUCCAUUUGCCUUUUGCUUCUAUCUUUUUUUUUUUUUUUUCAAUCUUAAGAUGGAUACACAAAUUCCUAUUAGCUCUCAAGAUUUGAUGAGUCCUAAUACUAUUGAUGAAUUUCAAGAUUUGGAAGUGAUACAAUUUGAUGAAGACACACUAAGAGAACUACUAUAUGAAGUAGAACAAGAACUAAAUUGUGAUAAUAUUGUACAAGAUUGUGUAACACAACCAAUGGUGAUUGAUAUGGACCCGAAUUUCGCGCAAAUUGAGGAGGAAGAGCUUGUAAUCGACGAUUUCGAGUGGCUAGAGAUGAUGGAAUUGUCUCAUGCAGAUACAAUAGCCUGUCCAGAGGGAGUGAACGAGAUUUUUGAUGUGGGAGAAUUUGCAUUUGAUUUUUCUCAUUUUUGCUCUUCAAUUCCUUUGGAAGAAAUAGGAUAUGAUGCCUUGUGGCAAGACAGCUCCUAAUAGUAGUUUAAAAUGUUUAGUAUUGUGACAAAA